UAUGCUUGGAACGCGGCUAAACUCUCUCAAGCCUCACUCAACGUUGUUUUCCUUGGUGUUGCUCUCCGCAAACUUGAUGAGUCGGGAGACCCGGCAAACGCAAGUCAUGAUAGCAAUGUACCAAAACUCCAAUGUUGGUUCUAAGACGGCUACAUUGCCGUCCAUGUCUUAUUUGGUGAGUGUUAGCACGGAAAAGGCUCUAAGCGAUAAGAUCGCCAUUCCGGAGCCGCUGGGUGGGGUUUGCGUCACGGGCGAGCCGAUAGGCAUGAUGACGUUAUACAGCUGCAUGGCGAACCACUGUCCAACAACCCAUCCGUUUCGGCUUGUGGAUAAAUUCAACUGCAUGCUGUUCUAGGCUCGAGAUGCGCCACUGAGGUCGUGUGGGCACCUUUGGUAGGUACAGAUUGCCGUCCAGGUACCCGCGUUUUGGGUUCGAUAUGUGGGUGGGUGGGCGGAUGGAUGGUCGGCACGUUUUCAGCUCUCGUGUCUUUUGAUAUCUAGAACCGUCCAAUAUACAAGGAUAUAUGUUCCCUUGCUACCGGAGAAACCCCAUGCGCACUGUAGGCACACGUGCAUGCAAGGUGCGAGCGUGCUGAUUACAGUAGUAUCAUUGUUUCUUUUUUGCCGUGUAUGAGUGAGCAUGUUUUUCCCCCUUUGGUUACACCCUUGCUGGAAGUCUACAGACGUAGACUCACACCUGUGCAGACGUGCGGUCCCGUAUAGUUUACAUCAAUCUCCAGGAAAUUGCCGAUGGAUGGGGUGAUUCUAGUUCAGCUGUUUACUGCUGGCACUGCCCGUUGUGCUAUAAGCUAGAAUCCACUUUCUUCUCACUGUUUCAGCUCAAAGAGGAUUCAAAUGUUUGAAGUUCCACUUACGCCCGCAUCGAUGUCACGAAAAAAGAAAAGGUGGCAUCAUACAUCAAUGGUACAAGGCUAUGCAUUACAAACUAAGGAAAAGUUCACGCCUUGAAGACAUCCGCUGCCGAGUGCACCAAUCUCUCCCCGGCUUUGU
This is a messenger RNA of Periconia digitata, 1011 nucleotides long. NCBI's taxonomy places the organism in Eukaryota, Fungi, Ascomycota, Dothideomycetes, Pleosporales, Periconiaceae. The record is from the annotation of a GenBank genome assembly.